AUGUCAGGGCAGCCAGCCUUGACAAUAUGGGCUUUGGACGAGAAGCCCCAGUCCUCCAGGGGUGCCUAUAGGCCAUGCGGAGAAGGGGAUUGGUGGGAAAUUCACCCAUUCCACUCCCAGCGAUCUUCCCCGUCGCUGGUCAGAUUGCGGGCCGAACGAGGGGGCAAAUUGCUAAGACGAGGGGCCUUCGCUGUCGAAGCCACUGCUGGUGUGAUUGGUGAUUGGAACCCUGUGCAGCGACGUCAUUGGCGAGCAGCAUGCAAAUUCAAAAAUUCCUUGCUUCUCAACGCAAACCGGGAACGACGAAGAGUCCAAGUCGAUUGA
Molecule: messenger RNA, 324 nt
Organism: Histoplasma capsulatum G186AR
Lineage: Eukaryota; Fungi; Ascomycota; Eurotiomycetes; Onygenales; Ajellomycetaceae
Exons: 1
Coding region: 1-324 (107 amino acids)
Source: RefSeq, a predicted model, not a curated record